Molecule: messenger RNA, 733 nt
Organism: Fulmarus glacialis (Northern fulmar)
Lineage: Eukaryota; Metazoa; Chordata; Aves; Procellariiformes; Procellariidae
Product: dynein heavy chain 7, axonemal-like
Exons: 4
Biological process (GO): microtubule-based movement
Cellular component (GO): dynein complex
Molecular function (GO): minus-end-directed microtubule motor activity; dynein intermediate chain binding; dynein light intermediate chain binding
Source: RefSeq, a predicted model, not a curated record
GGGCUUGUAGUGAUGUCUACUGAACUGGAAGAAGUGGUAAACAGCAUUCUGAAAGGCAAAAUUCCAGGACUAUGGAUGAGUAAGUCUUACCCAAGCCUCAAGCCUCUGGGCAGCUAUGUGACUGACUUCCUUAAUAGACUGAAGUUCGUACAGCUGUGGUAUGAAAAUGGAAAUCCACCAGUCUUCUGGAUUUCAGGAUUCUUCUUCACUCAAGCGUUCUUAACAGGUGCCCAGCAGAACUAUGCCAGAAAAUACACCAUUCCAAUAGACCUACUAGAAUUUGACUAUGAAGUGCUGGAAGAUAAGGAAUAUGAAAUUGCUCCUGAAGAUGGGGUCUACGUUCAGGGAUUGUUCUUGGAUGGAGCACGCUGGAACAGGCAAACUAAGAAGCUAGGAGAAUCUCAUCCAAAAAUCCUCUAUGAUACAGUACCUGUGAUAUGGCUAAAGCCAUGUAAGAGAGCAGACAUUCCACAGCGACCCAGUUACCUGGCCCCAGUGUACAAGACCAGUGAGAGAAGAGGGAUCCUGUCAACUACAGGCCAUUCCACCAACUUUGUCAUCGCAAUGACUCUCCCUUCAGACAAACCGCAAGAACACUGGAUCAGACGGGGUGUGGCGUUACUAUGUCAGCUUAGCUCAUAAACCUAUCACAAUUUAUGGAGGUAGGUGCGUUUUCCAGAUCACUUAUAAGGGAUGUGCAUCAGUCCUGAAAUGCCACGUAAAAGAGAAAUCA